AUGACAUACACGAACGCCGGCAUUCGUUUUAAAUAUGUACCGAACAAGUGGUACAAUGCGUGCGCCCGUCGACCAUUGAUGACGUGCAACGGCCGCGCCGAAACUUCCGGCGGCCGUAAGACUUACGAUUUUGCGACUUGGUGCCGCCACGAGAAGCCCUGCGAAAACCCCUUGCCUGCUUUCAAGUCAGAAACCGGAGGAACAGGACUCGUUGGGACCCUGGAGGCUGCCCAUGAGAUGCAGGUAAGCAAAAUGGAGUCAGGACUGACCAGAAGUGACGACUUCUCUCCACAACUCGCCAGACCUAACAGGUAA
Molecule: messenger RNA, 315 nt
Organism: Pelobates cultripes (western spadefoot toad)
Lineage: Eukaryota; Metazoa; Chordata; Amphibia; Anura; Pelobatidae
Source: the annotation of a GenBank genome assembly